AUGGCACUCCCAGAAUUCAAGCAAAACUUCCUCAAGGACUGUGUGUCGGCGGGUGCACUAAAAUUUGGCACCUUCACUCUCAAGUCCAAACGCAUUUCGCCCUACUUCUUCAAUGCGGGGCUAUUCCACAGAGCCGACUUGCUGCGCUCAAUAUCUUCGGCCUACGCCCACACACUCAAGGCGCACGGCGAGGCCGAUGCCUCUUUCCAAUGGGAUAUCCUCUUCGGACCCGCAUACAAGGGCAUUCCCCUCGCAGCGGCAUCAGUUGAUAAACUUGCCGAUCUGGAUCUCGCCAAGUACGGACAGAAGAGCUACAGUUUCAACCGCAAAGAGGCAAAAGACCACGGUGAAGGUGGCAACAUUGUCGGUGCCAGCCUCAAGGGAAAGAAGAUUGUUAUUGUCGACGACGUCAUCACCGCUGGUACUGCGAUCCGAGAGGCUAUCGACAUCAUCAAGAGGGAGGGCGGAGAGUUGGUUGGGAUCAUUGUUGCCUUUGAUAGGCAAGAAAAGACUCCUACUGCCACUGACGAUGACGGUAAGCCUGGGCCAAGUGCAAUUGGCGAGGUGAGGAAGCAGUACGGUAUCCCAGUGCUUGCUAUCCUAACACUGGAUGAUGUGGUCGAGUAUUUGAGGAGUCUGGGCGGAGAGGAGGACCUGAAGAGGCUAGAUGAGUACAGAGCCAAAUACAGGGCCAGCGACUAA
Messenger RNA from Bipolaris oryzae ATCC 44560, 702 nucleotides. RefSeq lists its product as uncharacterized. The record is from RefSeq and is a predicted model, not a curated record. Gene Ontology annotation, biological process: pyrimidine nucleotide biosynthetic process; pyrimidine ribonucleoside biosynthetic process; 'de novo' pyrimidine nucleobase biosynthetic process. Gene Ontology annotation, cellular component: cytoplasm. Bases 1 to 702 code for a protein of 233 amino acids. Lineage: Eukaryota; Fungi; Ascomycota; Dothideomycetes; Pleosporales; Pleosporaceae. The transcript has a single exon. Gene Ontology annotation, molecular function: orotate phosphoribosyltransferase activity.